GUCUUUGGUUGAUUGGAAUGCCUCGGUGUUUAGAUUUUUCGCUUGAUUUAUUGCCCUUUCCCCGGGCGUGAAGGUGUCAUUUCUUUCUUAACAAGAAUUUUCAUGAUAAAAUAUUGCCUUAUCGCAUCGUCUGCUGCAUUGGUAGGACAAACCCAAGGAUCGAUAGAAAAGCUCAAAAAUUAAGCCGGUUCAGUUAUGUAACAGUCGAAACAAAAAAAUCAUCUGAGCGAGCCCCUCGAGCUUUAACCGAAAAACGCAUGUUGAUUUUCGUCAAACAAGCUAGUUUUACAAGAUCAGGCGCCCAAAUCCGGCUAAGCUCAUGGGUAGAGGACUACAAAACAGGUGUCCAAGUGCUACAACUUUUUUUUGGGGCUCCAGUCUUUUUCCCGUCUUCGUUUUGCUGUUGUCAUUUGGCUUUGAAGUUGACGAUUUUUUUUUGUUUUUGCUCGGUGGUCUCAAUUCCAACCGUCAGUUUUGGUUCAUAUUUGACCGGAAGCUGUGCGCAGAUUGGAGAAAUGUGACACUGCGAAAGGGGUUGAGUGUUUGGUUUUCGAUUAUUUUUGAACAGUUUGGAUCUUGAAAAAAUACCAUUUACUCGAUAUUUGCCAGUCGAGAAAGAAACUACUUAAAGGUGAAUUCGGCAAAAUGCAUAAACGAACUCAGCGGGAUACAUCUAGUUUGAUAAUGGUUCGGUACAGGUGUUCCACUGAAUGAAAGAAGCACGUUGAACUUAUAAAAGUGAUUCAGGUGAACAAUUCAAGACGUUUUAAUUCAGUGGGUUCUGAAGGUUGUUCAAGAUGAUCUUACAUGUUGCUGUGGUAAUUUUAAUCGGACUAAGUUCAACGUAUGCUCAAGAAUUUGAUGUUUUUAGCACCAACCGGAUCGGAUUCGGGCCGCAGUUUAGUGCUAAACGAGAUGUACGGUUCUAUCUCUUCACACCGCUGACGGAAACGGAGCCACAUGUAUUCGCGAUCGAUUCAGUUGGCUCGCUUGCCCGAAGUUUUUACAACAGGAGCCUUCCGGUGAGGAUCGUCAUUCAUGGUUGGAUGAACAACUACACUUCGCUGGCCAUCCGAGGUGUGAAAGAAGCCUAUCUAUCCCGGGGCGAGUACAACGUCAUUGGAGUGGAUUGGAACAAGGGUGCCUCGGAGGUGUACUUCCGGGCGUCUCAAUAUACCCUUGCUGUGGGUUAUGUGGUAGCUGAUCUCAUUGAUCGUAUGGUGGAAGCUGGUAUGGCAACAUUGGAUCAAAUCUAUCUAAUCGGCCACAGUCUGGGGGCUCACAUUGCCGGGAACGCCGGAAGAUUGACAUCUGUUGGAAAGUUAAAAGCUAUCUUCGGACUAGAUCCGGCGUCGAUCAAUUUCUUCGAAGAUGAACCGGAAACGCGGCUGAGUUCCGAUGAUGCCGAAUAUGUGGAGGUCAUCCAUACCAAUACGCAAUUCUCCGGAUAUCCACAUCCCAUCGGGCAUGUGGAUCUGUAUCUGAACUACGGGAAGAAACAACCCGGUUGCCUGACGGAAGCCUGCAGCCACGGACGUUCGAUCGAGUACUUUAUGGAAUCACUGUCGCCGGACUGUAAGGGAUUUUGGGGGGCUCGAUGUGAUGAAUACGGUGAACUGAAGUCCAAAACGUGCUACAACUUGAAGCAACAAGCUCUGCUGGGAGGGGAUCCGCCUCGGUGGGAGAACGAGAAAGGAAUUUAUGUGGUGGUUACUGCUGUUGAGUCGCCGUAUGCCCUGGGAUUUAACUAUUGAACAAAUUAUUGAGUGCACAGAUAUGUCCGAGAAUUCUAGCAAUGGCAUGAAAAUAAAAACUGU
Uranotaenia lowii is the source of this 1817-nucleotide messenger RNA. Its product is annotated as lipase member H-like. Bases 798 to 1754 code for a protein of 318 amino acids. The record is from RefSeq and is a predicted model, not a curated record. Gene Ontology annotation, biological process: lipid metabolic process. Lineage: Eukaryota; Metazoa; Arthropoda; Insecta; Diptera; Culicidae. The transcript is spliced from 4 exons. Gene Ontology annotation, molecular function: lipase activity.